AUGGCAGAAGUGAAACCCAGUUUGAUUUAUGCAGUGGUUCUGUUGAGUUCAGCGGUGUUUGCCUUUGUUGAAGAUCUCGAUGACACAUUCAAAGACAGCAGGAUGGAUGAUGUUUGGCUGGUGGAUUUCUAUGCACCUUGGUGUGGGUACUGCAAGAAACUGGAGCCUGUGUGGCAUGAAGUCGGAGCUGAGCUGAGGAGCUCUGGAUCACCAGUCCGUGUUGGCAAGAUGGACGCCACGGCAUACUCUGGUGUUGCUUCAGAGUUUGGCGUACGAGGCUACCCCACAAUAAAACUGUUAAAGGGGGAACUUUCCUACAACUACAAGGGGCCCAGGACCAAGGAUGACAUCAUUGAAUUUGCCAACAGAGUCGCAGGGCCAGCAGUCCGCCCGCUCCCCAGCAAGCAGAUGUUUGAACACGUUAUGGGACGGCACGACGUACUCUUUGUCUACAUUGGCGGGGAUUCUCCCCUCAAGGAGAAGUACGUUGAGGUGGCCUCAGAGCUCAUUGUCCACACCUACUUCUUUUCAGCCUCUGAGGAUGUUUUGCCCAAGGCAGUGACCUUAAAUGAACUUCCAGCAGUUGUGGUUUUCAAGGAUGGAACCCACUUUUUAUAUGAUGAAUAUCAAGAUGGCAGUCUCUCUUCCUGGGUGAACAAAGAACGCUUCUUGGGAUACCUCCAGAUUGAUGGGUUCACUCUGUACGAACUAGGAGAGACAGGCAAAUUAGUGGCGAUGGCAGUCGUUGAUGAGAAGAACCCAACAGAAGAAAGCAUCAGGUUAAAGACUCUAAUUCAGAGAGUGGCAACUGAGUACAGAGAUCAUUUUAACAGGGAUUUCCAGUUCGGCCACAUGGAUGGUAAUGACUAUAUAAAUGGGCUCAUUAUGAGUGAGGUGGCGGUUCCCUCCAUUAUUGUUCUGAACACGUCCAGUGAGCAGUACUUUCUGCCAGGCGAGCCAGUGGAGACUAUGGAUCAACUGCUCCACUUCAUCAAUAGUGUGCUGGAUGGAACUGCUCAGGCACAAGGAGGCGACGGCUUCUUUCAGCGUGUCAAGAGAGUGGCUUAUGAUGCAAAAUCCACUGUGAUGUCAGUGUUCCGCAGCUCGCCUCUGCUCGGCUGCUUCCUGUUCGGCCUGCCGCUCGGCGUCAUCAGCCUCAUGUGCUACGGAAUCUGCACUGCUGAGUCAGACGAGGGAGCGGAGGACCUGGAGCUGCUGAAGAGGGAGGGGCUCAUGGAUGAAGACGAGGAGGAUGAGGGCCAGAGACAGGCCAGGGAACUUGAGCUCUCAGGUGACCAGGAGAAGGAGGUGGACCAAGAGGAGAAGAGCUCUGUCGACAAGAAAGUGGAUUAACACUGGCACUUGCCAUUAGAAGAAGAGGCGUAAAUGAUAGUAACAGUACUUGAAAAUAUCUUCUGUUUUUCUUUUAUUCUCUUGCCCAAAACCUCCCCCUUCCCCCUCCUGACCUGAGAUUUUGUUUAGUUUAGCUUAAGUCAGUCUUAUUUUGCUUUUGGAACAAUAACCUCAGCCAGACAGGAUUGUCACAAUCAGAGAGAGCCGAUUGCCAUUUAAUGAGCCUAAGUAAAUCUGGGAGGUGGGGGAAGGGAUGAUAAUAAAGCCAAAAGAUAAAUGAAGGUGAAAUUUGAGGGAGGAGACCUGUUCCUGGCGGUGCUUCACUGUGACCUGUGGGUCUGGUUUGAAGUCUCCAUUGAAGAGCAUCGCAGCUGGGAGGUCAGAGGUUCUGGGUCAUGCUAUUCAUUCCAAGCAGGGGUGUCGUAAGUGUUUCACCUUUGAUUAAUUGAACCCUUUACAUUACAGGAACGUUUAAAUGCUCCCUUUUCCCCCAGGGUCUCUCUGAACUGGUAGUUCAGUUGUACCCGUGGAAACCAAAGAACCUCUGGUUCUUGAGGGCAAGGGUUGUCUUGUCCGGGUACACAUUUGAGUUGUAAUGCAGUGUGGACAGAAAAAUUUCUGUUAAUCUCCUUUGGUCAACUUCAUCCAUAGUCAUAUGUCCAGUUC
Megalops cyprinoides (Indo-Pacific tarpon) is the source of this 2019-nucleotide messenger RNA. RefSeq names its product protein disulfide-isomerase TMX3-like. Gene Ontology annotation, cellular component: endoplasmic reticulum. The coding region runs from base 1 to 1353 and encodes 450 amino acids. Gene Ontology annotation, molecular function: protein disulfide isomerase activity. The transcript has 16 exons. Gene Ontology annotation, biological process: peptidyl-cysteine oxidation. Lineage: Eukaryota; Metazoa; Chordata; Actinopteri; Elopiformes; Megalopidae. The record is from RefSeq and is a predicted model, not a curated record.